This is a messenger RNA of Hyla sarda, 1304 nucleotides long. RefSeq lists its product as uncharacterized. Bases 57 to 1304 code for a protein of 415 amino acids. Lineage: Eukaryota; Metazoa; Chordata; Amphibia; Anura; Hylidae. The record is from RefSeq and is a predicted model, not a curated record. The transcript is spliced from 4 exons.
CUUGUGGCUUGGUGUUUGGCUUCCUUUCAGCUUUUUCUCCACAUUCAUUUAAUAUAAUGUCGGAUCUGGCUUCUACUGCAAUCAUUCCUGCUGAGGAACCACCAAUUACGCACUUGCAACCCCCUGAGAUGCGUGCUUUGAUGAGCAUUUUGGUGAAUGUCUUGCGUCGUCGCAGGCAGCGUCAGUUGGAGGCCAGGAAUCUUCGCCGUUAUUGGGUUCACCCCAUAAAUCAGCUGUGUGACGACCUUGGUCAUAUUGGUCAUCUUUAUGCUGAGCUCAGACGUUAUCUGGAUAAAUUCUAUAACUUUGUCCGUAUGCCAAUGGAGGCAUUUGAUAAUCUUUUGGCCAUUGUUGGACCCCAUCUUCAGCGUUCCCACACACAUUUGCACAAAGCAAUCUCACCAAUGGAGCGUCUGUUGAUCACCUUGAGAUUUCUGGCGACUGGGGAGAGUUAUGCCUCGUUACAUUUGCAAUUCCGUGUUGGCAAAUCAACCAUUAGCAGUAUUGUGAAGGAAACAUGCACCAUGAUUUGGCAGUACAUGCAGCAAAUUUCGUUGCCCAGUCCAAACCAGGAGAGAUGGCUUCAGGCAGCAUCAGGAUUUCAGUCUGUUGACCACUUUCCCAACUGCAUAGGCGCUGUCGACGGUAAGCAUAUUCGUGUACAGCAGCCACCGGGAUCAGGAUCACGCUUCUACAAUUAUAAAAAGUAUUUUUCUGUAGUCCUGAUGGCGGUGGCUGAUGUUCAGUACAAGUUUAUUGCUAUUGAAGUUGGCGCCUAUGGCAGUACCGGGGACUCACGGGUGCUGAUGUCUUCAGAAUGUGGCCGUCAUGUCCUUCAAAAUCAAGUGACUCUGCCUCCACCAAAGCCACUUCCUGCUACCCUGAAUCCACUUCCCUAUGUUUUCGUCUCUGAUGAGGCUUUCCCACUUCUGCCGAACCUGAUACGCCCAUACCCACAAAGGGGAAUUGAUGACCGGAAGCAAGUGUUCAACCAGAGACUUACCCAGGCACGGCACUUCGUGGAGUGCGCAUUUGGGAUCAUGGCUGGGAAGUGGAGGAUCUUGAGCACUGCUAUUCAGUUGGAUGUUGACACAGUAGAGUCAGUCAUUAAAGCGACAUGUGUUCUACACAACUAUAUUCUGGACUAUGCUAGCCCCGAUAUAGAACAGGAGGAACAUGUGUCGUGGGGUGAGUCUGCUGGGUCAUGGGGUUCUGGCCGCACAGCUCAACAAGCGAUAGUGGUUAGAGAAGCAUUCUCUUCCUAUUUCCUAUCUACUGAAGGUGCCGUUACCUGGACAAAUUGA